AUGUCGAACGAAGACCAUACAAGUGAUGACUUGAUGGCAGAUGCGGCUCAAUCCGCCAUCGCUAUCAAAUAUCCCACCUCCCCAUCACUGCAAACUCCUCGAAGGAGCUCCCUGUCUCCAGUCAAGACCGACAGAGCUCUGAAGGAUUCAAUCAAUAUCGCAAUCUACGAGCUCGUCAAAGAUCACGGAGACUGGACAUGGCAAAUGAUUGCGAACGAAGUCAACGCCCAACUGAACCUAUCUACAAAGACAGUUUCCUAUCAGUCCGUGUCCCAGCGAUAUAGUCGCACUGUUGCUGCAUACGAUGACCUCACGCCACAUGAAUUUGAGGCUAUGCGUCGUGAUACUCAGGCCACUGGUGCGGUAGUACAGCAGCAGCAGCUUGCUGAAUUGGUGAACAGACCUGUGGUAGUCGUUGAUGUAAGGAACACUCAAUGGCAUGAUGUCGCUGACUUCGUUAAUAUCCGGCUGUUCGAUGCCAAGGAACACUUGAGUGCGGCGGAGGCACAAAGCAUUGCAGAAGGCAGCUCCAACGUCCGAUAUCAUCGCCUCGUGGCAGCAGCGGUGGCCAGACAACACGAUAAGUAUUGGCAGGAUGUGGCGGAUCUCGUGAAUUUUCAAUUGGAGGCCAUUCGGGAUGGCAAGUUGAGUGCUGAGCAGGUGGAGGAAAUCGCGUCUCGGAAGGACUAG
Messenger RNA from Fulvia fulva, 690 nucleotides. RefSeq lists its product as uncharacterized. NCBI's taxonomy places the organism in Eukaryota, Fungi, Ascomycota, Dothideomycetes, Mycosphaerellales, Mycosphaerellaceae. The transcript is spliced from 2 exons. The coding region runs from base 1 to 690 and encodes 229 amino acids. The record is from RefSeq and is a predicted model, not a curated record.